GUUGCCUGGAGUUACGUGAGAUAGUAUCAUUGAUAAAUAUUAAAUUAUAUUCUACCGCACUAUUACAAUUGUUUAAACUUUGUAACAAUUCAUCAGCAAAGCUAUUCGUUGCAUCAAGUUUUUGAGAAGAAAGCGAAAAUAUGAAGAAAGGCAAUCACAUAUCGACAUUCGUACAAGAAGGUGCAAAUUUGAAUGUAAAUGUGCGAGGGGAAGUUUUGUCUCAUUCCACUAGUCAAUUAAUUGAAAUACUGAGCAACGAAAAUAUAAUGACAUCAACGUCUACGCGAAAAAGACACAUUUGCAUUCGACCAAAAUCAGAGCAUCAACAAAAAUCGCAGCUGAAUGUCCAACGGGAUAUACAGUUGCAAGAAGCUCCGUGCGUAACAGAUACAUUUUUGGAGGUUACGAGAAAGAGUAGUCUUGGUCCUGCAAAACAAAAAAUUCCUAGACCUGCAAAUGCAUUCAUGCUUUUUGCAAAUGUAUGGAGAAAAAAGCUUGCUGUUGAAAAUCCACGGGAGUCCAACAAGGACAUAAGUGUUAGGUUGGGUAUACUCUGGAAAAAUAUGGCGAAGGAUGUAAAGGAGGAAUAUUUCACAUUGGCGCGCGAGGUCGAUGCUGAACACAAACGAAAAUAUCCAGAUUACGUAUACAAUCCGAAGGAGGCGCGUUUGCGAAAAGCAAUGCGUGAACAAAGCCGUGAGAUGUCACGACAGUCGAUAUUGCAAUCUGCCGUUGCAUCUGCCGUAAGAACUGCAUCUCCACUGAAUGUCAACACGUCGAAAAAUAUGAAUUUUUCACAUCAUCCGUCGGCGGGUUCUACAUCUGUCCUGGGUGCAGGGGCCACUAUAUCCACUUUGCCUGAAAAUAGUUCCAAUGAUAAUUAUGAUCGAGCAGUUAAUCCAUGGAUCUCGCUUGGACACGCAGCACCAAUUGGGCUUAUGAAACCAAUUCUUUUGUCAAGAGGUAUACCUGCACAUCAGGGGAUGGCAGACAAAAGUAACGAGAUGUUGAGGAUAGAAGUUGAUUGCGUCAAUGGACAUGCAUUCUCAAAUAGUUCUACGAGUAGUUAUGCCGGAGAUUUUGUGCAGCAUAACACUAAUGCAGAUACAGUUAGUGGACAGCCUAGUAGCGAUUAUUGUAUUAUCGCCGAAUUUACGGAGGGACAAAAAUGGCACCCGUAUCAGAAUGUUCCUAAUAGCUAUCACGGGGGGGGAACCCCAAUUUCAAAAAUCGCGACUUUGCAUGGGAAUAUUCCGAAUGCAGCUUCGCACACUCAUGGGGCUUGGACUCAAUUUUGCGGAUUACCAUUGCCUACCUCCACCACGCAAAGCGCGAUGCUUCGUAGCCCUCGACAUAUGCUCUUCCUUCAGGAUCACCGCAGUGAACAGCGCAAUUUCAUUGAUGAAGCACAUCACAAUUCAAAUAAGGUCGAAGUAAGAAACAGGCUCCCGGCUGCAUAUUCACCACAAGAGUAUUGGAUACACGAUGAAGAAAAGUGCACGGAAAAUGACGGACGAUGGAUGCAUGGAACUUCAAACGAGUUGAGUUCAUCCAGUACGUUGCAACCCGGAAGAAGACUCCAUACAGAUCUAUCAUCGGAACAACAGGAUGAUCAGAUGCAUUUGCAGGUGCGAAUGCAAUCUCGCACUUAUUCACAGAAACCAUUUAUGCAGACAUAUACUGAAUGUAAUUCAUAUCAGGCCAAUCAAUUAAAGAGUGAUGAAUGGUCCAAGGAAAACUUUUGCUGCAAGCAACGAUUGCCAGGUUUCCAUCAGGCAUUCGGAUCCACGGAAAUUGGUCGAUUUUCCCGUUCUCAAUUCUUCACGAGUAUGGUUGGCAGCGAUAGUGACAACAGCUGGUACAUCUACUUUUGGUCCCACUGCCGAUGGCGCCUCUGUUGGAAAUUUCACAUUAGCCGCUCACUACAACGAGGUCCGGAACACCCCCGCGUCCCGAUGGCACAAUCCAUACGUGGGUGUUAUAGGUAGCGAAAUUUAAGUGAUUAAUUAGAUCAUUUCUGAUUGCUAGAAAAAUGUUACUAUUCUUACCAUUAUCGUCAUAAAUAAGUGUGAUAUGGUGAAAGUAUUUGUAUACAUUAUUUUUGUUGUCACAUUACUUUACGCGGUCAUUAUAAUUAUAAUGGUAUCUCGAUUAAAUAUUUAGAAUAAAAAUAAAUUCAUACGUAUAAACUCAAAUUAAAAAAUGUAUAGGAAUUUUCGAUUUUAUAGGUUGUGUGGCUUUUGGUUUUGAAUCUAUAAGGUUCUAUUUCUUUUCAUUUUAUGUUUAACUGGAAAUAAUUUACAUGCGUGGACAUUCUUCUACGCGAACAUUUUUAUAUAGUCGAGUAUUUAUUUUGGAAGUUCUCGUAUAUUUUUUGUUUUGAACAAGUUAUAAAUUUGUUUCUCUGUCUUCGAGGAUCUUAGACCAAAAUUAUAUUACUAAAUACUGAUGUGUUCAUUAUAGGUAUUUGAAGGAAAGAUUUAUUAUUCAAGAAGUUUUAAAGAGGAUGCCUUUCAUUUUCAAUUUUUGUCCUGUUUAUAUUUACAAGAAAGUAUCUUCAUUGGCAUUGAUAUAAUACGUAGAACCACGGCGAUGAUCUUUUCUUUCUUCUAAUUUGUUAUACUUAAUGGUUCCGUUAGCGAUUGUUUUUUCCGAAUUUUUUUCUGAAUAAAUGAAAGCUUUGUAACAAUAUUUAUUUCAUUACCAAAAAAGUGCCAUUUCAUGAGCACAAGAAAGUAUAAGUUGAAUUGAUUAUUGAUGUUAUGCGCACGUGUGUUUGCAUAAUAAUACAAUUUCGAGCAUUCUUAAUUUAACAUAUCAAAAUGAUAAUCAUAAUUAUAUUUUACCACAGAAAUGCACAAGUAAAUGAUAAAAAAAUGUAUGUGAACUUAAUAAAUGAUUUUGCUCUGUUUUAACCGUUUAAUCCAAUUUUCAAAAAACCAUACUAAACUUGUGACAAAAAGAAAACGCAGUUUGAUGUGCAAAAAAGUGGACAAAAACGAAAAUAAAAAAUCAAUAGAUCCGAGGUCUGUAAUUGUAUACUGAUGCAUUCACACAUGACGUGUUAAUAACGUUAUACUUAAAAAAAUCCAUGGAAGUUUCUUGUAUAUCUGUAAUACGUAUGUAAUUCAACAAAUGGCGACCAUAAAAACAAGAGGGCUGACAGAUUGAAUGUAAUCGAUCAAAUUUUAAUUGGUUAUCAAACUUGUGCCUUUCGAUGGACUGGGUAUAUUAAGUAUUAUUACAGUUAUUAAGAUAAUCAAAGUGAAUUUUACAUACCUAUUAUUAUUCAUUAAAAGCUGAUUUCAUCAUUUUCACCAUAGGCGCGUACUUGCUCUUUAUAUAUACAUAUAUAUGAGUGAGAUAUGCCAGCCCCCUUAUCUAAUUAAUUCUUAAAUUUUUAGAUUGAAAUAAUUAAUUGGAAAAUUUGGGGUGCAUCUAUGUAAUUGAACUAGGUCCAAUAUAAUUGACACAGAAACAAAAUACAUUUUACGUCUAUGUUAUGUCGAAGUCAUGUCCUCGAGAAGGGUUGCGUUUGUGGAAUACAUAAAGAAAAAAAAUACAAGGGUUUGUAACGAAAUAUUCUGGAUUUUUGUAAGCAAGACAUGUGGUUGAUGGGUUCUGCGUUGUGGAACGCAGAACGAUUUUGUAAAUAAUAUUGAAUAUGUAAAUUCGAACAAUGCAUGCAUCUCAUACAGAUAUGAUAAUCAAAGUCGAAGCGUUCUCUAUGUUAACAAAUUAUUAACAUUAAGUAGAUAAUUAUUAUUUAUUAUGAAGAAAUUAAAUAUGUGAUAAAGGAAACACACAAUACCCAACACACGCAGACAUACCCCACACACUAGAAUCUACGUACCCAUAUAAAUAUAAAAUUGUCUAUUAUGUAAAUGUUAUGAUAUGAAAGGAAAAUAAGCGAGGUUGUCCUGAUAUUCCACAAAGCUUAAAAUUUAAUUUAUUUCCAAUUUAAAAAAAAACCUUUCUUCCGUAAUUCGAUAUACGUAUUCAAGCAUAGAAUAAUGACUAUAUAAGUCAGAAAAGCUUUACUAAAUGUAUUUUACUAAACGUAUAGUAUUUUAUUAUUUAGUUUUAUAUUCUUUCUUUUUUUUUAAGUUACGCUAUUCCGUGUACUUUAAUGGAUUUGACAAAGUUUUUUGGCAUAUAAAAAUUACAGACUAAUUAAUGUUUUGAUGAAUUGAUUGGAGGUAGAACAGAACAAUAAUUGUAAAUAUUGUCUCUCUCAUUAUUCAAAAUGCACGUGCAUUCAUAUUUACUAAAUAGGAAACUUAAAAAAAAGAGACAAAGUAUAAAUAUAACGCAAGAAGCCGUCUCCUUUUGUUUGUUGUCGUUCUACUUGGAUAACAGUGCUUCAUUUGAUCACUUGCUAAAAAUUGGUCAUUUUAUUUAUUUGAAAAUUGCGGCCGAAGUAGUGAUAAUAGCCUAGGGGAGAAUGCUACGUUGCUGCUUGUAAAUAGAGCAGCCAAAAGCACGAAUCGUAACUUAGAAUCACAGGUCCAACUAACUUUUCAAUGGCUGCUGGUUAGGACAGAGAAUUUUUUAAAUUCGAAAAACAUCACAUGGGUAUAUGGGUUUUUGAAUAAAAUUAUGUUUAGUACGUGCGUACAUGCAUAUAAGUUGUAUGUGAUAUGAGUAAAAUUAUUAUUAUUGACAAUUUCGCUAAUGAGUAUGAUAAAUAUUCUGUAAGAAGAAAUGAAGAUACUGUAAUAAAUUUGGUAAUUAUAAGUGGUGGUUAUCUUUGUUGAUGGAGA
Molecule: messenger RNA, 4763 nt
Organism: Cephus cinctus (wheat stem sawfly)
Lineage: Eukaryota; Metazoa; Arthropoda; Insecta; Hymenoptera; Cephidae
Exons: 9
Coding region: 141-1988 (615 amino acids)
Biological process (GO): anatomical structure morphogenesis; regulation of DNA-templated transcription; cell differentiation
Molecular function (GO): DNA-binding transcription factor activity, RNA polymerase II-specific; RNA polymerase II cis-regulatory region sequence-specific DNA binding
Source: RefSeq, a predicted model, not a curated record